CAAACACACACACACACUCUAUCUGCGGCAUUGACAUUAUAACUAUUUAGGUCGGAUUUUUUCGGUGUACCGUCGCACGCCGACCGUUUUCGCCAUCAGUGUCCUACCUCUCGCCGUGCAGUACCGCUCGACGAGAUACCUACCGUCGUCCACGUAUUUUUUUUUAUAUCUAUCCUAUAUCCCUCAGACAUUCAAAUCCCGCUCCGCGAAAUGCCGACGAUCCAGGAAAUCGCCGAGACAUCCAAGAUGUUCCCGCCGGUUGCUCCAGAAUUCAAGUCCAAUUACUACCCGAUGGCCGCAGCUGUUGCCGCCGUUUCUGAAGGUAUGUACACCUAUUAUUAUAGUAUAUAUAUAUUAUAAAUCUAACAUCUAUUAUAAAAUAAUCGGUUAAAAACUGAUUAAAUCCGAAAAUUUACGUUGGGACUUAGGAGUUGCAUUAUAGAUAGUUUUGCACAAGAACCACCGAAUACCCGUGUUUGUAUUAUCGCGAUAUAGAAAAUUUCUUAAUAUAUAUAGUUGUCUUACUCUCUAGAAAUAAAACGUCAGAAUAACGAAAAAACUGUACUUUGGAACACGGCUUGGUAGAAUAUGUGUGUACAACUUUAUAAAGAAAUGUCAAUAUAUUUUUUUUUUCUAUACAAUAUACUAUUAUUUAAUAUUCACUAUAACGAUUAUUAGUUAUUACUUAUUAUUAAUAUCCAUCAAAUGUGUUAAAAACUUUUUAUACCUUUAUAAUAUAUAACAUUGUACGUAAUAAUGAAUUGGUAUUUUCCAUUUUGCAUUUCAACUAGAAAAUACCUUAAUUAAAAAUAAUAUACAAAUAAAAGCAUUUCAUUGUGAAAAUAAUACCGUCUCAGCUACACAUUAAACACUGUAGGUGAAAUUAUUUUAAUUUGAAAUUUAAAAAUAAAACUUUUUUUUUUAAUAUUUAAAAAUUUAAAGUAUCAAUGUAGUUAAUGAAGAUAAACUUAUUAACAAUUAAUGUAACAAAUUAUCCCCAAUAGUUGCUAUUUAUGCAGCUAUAAUAAAAUAAUUUUUGAACACUUUUAUACAGUACAAAGUGUAUAAAACCAAAUAGUUUUGUACUGUAUGUUUUAUGCGCACGUAUAAUAUACGUGUGCACUGUGUAUACGUUACUAUAUUAUGUUUCAACCCUGCUUUAAACAUCGAAAAGAAUGUUACAUUAUAUCCAUAAAUAUUGGAGUGGAAGGGAAAUAUAUUUUUCAAGGAAUUCCGUAGGUUGUACGAUUUCGUCGGAACAACCGUACGACGGACGAGAUAAGGAACGGUUCGACUUAUUAUUAAAUAACGUUGGGUUUUUAUCGAGAAGACAAUAUUUGUCAAGUAGAUUUGUACCGGGUAUCAUACUCAGAUUUUAUAACACAAUAGUCGAUUCGGGUAAUUGAACAUAGGUAGGUAUUAUUUUUUAGCGAUGCAAAUUUUCCCACCAAUAAACUAAGAAAUGCAGUGAUGAGAGGAGAGAGAAAAUAGAGAAAUAAAAACUACAAUCCAUAAACAAAAUAUGUUUAUUUCUUUUUAAAAUCGUUUUUUACAUUACGCAAAUAAACGGCGUGCUUAUUUUUAAUUUUAGAAAAACGCGAAUAAUAAAAACAAUGAUUACUCGUUUAUAAGAACCACUAAAAAAAAUUGAAUUGCUCGGUAUUCAAUUUAUAUUUUACGGUAGGUAUUGAGUUUGGCUUUACGCACGGAACUUCACCAAAAGUGACCAUCGGAAAUUCGCCCUCCAAAUAACCUUUGUGUCAAUUAUCACGUUUACGUUUAAUUACUACCGUAAUAACUAAAUCUAUAAACUGUAUAUUUAAAAAUCGGCUGUCGAAACAUUAAUUGAUUUAACUUUACUUAUGAACAAUUCUUGAAUUUUAAAUUCUGAAUAUAUAAAUGUUAUAGCAAAGAAUUUAUUGAUUUUACAAUAAUGUUUGUUAUAGAUUCUGAGUGUAACGAAGAAUGUAUUGGUUUUACUAAGAUGUUUAUUUUAUUUUUAUUUUUUUAACCUAUGUACAAAAAUUCGGCACCAUUAUUGAAAGGGAAUGUUGUCUAAAUGGUACUUUUGAAAGAUCAUUUUUUGAUUUUUCAAGCAAUUCUCAUAAUACUUGGAAAAGACCUGGAUAAAACGUAAAAAAACGGGAAAUGUAUGAAAUUAAUAUUUUUAUUAUUUUAUCAAUUUUGUUAUUUGUAAUUCACUUAAAAAUAUUCUCACAGACUUGAAGUAUAACAGAGAUGCAUGAACAUUUUACAAAAGGUUCAUCAAAUCUUACAUUGUAGUAAAAAAAAUAAAAAUUUAGCUUGAUGUAGUAUUUGUUUUUGUAAAGGAAUUGUGAUAUAAUUAAUUUUGACAAAAAUUGUUUGAGUAAAAAAUUAUGUGGAACAAAUCUAAUUUUUCAAUUAGAUUUUUCGAACAUAUAUGUGUUGCCGAUUUUAAGAAGGAUAGUAAGAAUUGAGUGGCCUGACUAUGUUUCGAAAUUAUAGCUUUUUGAAGUUCAGAUAUUAUGCAGAUAUUACAUGAACAUGUUAAAUAGCUCUAUAUUCUCAACUUUAUUAUACGUUUUUUAUAGUCCAAUGGUCAUGAGUACAAAUUGCCAAACUAAGGUACGCGGGUUCAACUCGGGGUUCGAAAAGAAAUGUUUGUUCUUUUUUUACCUUUUACCUAAAUAGAGAAAAAACAAAUGCAUUUUAAGUGUACUUCGAGGCCCAGCUGACACUAGCUCAGACAAUUUUAAUUGAAAAAUACCCCUCGAUUUGUUCUGCAAAUUUUUUACCAGAAAUCUUGCUCCAAUGUAUCAAGUGUGGUUUAUUUUCUGAAGGGAAAUUUUACUUUCAUGGUUUGGGUAGGUCAUUUAUGUGAUUUAUCAAUCGGUUUUCAUAAUAACUGGGGAAAACCGGGAUAAAGUGUCGGAAAAACGAAAAAUGUACUAAAUGUAGGUAUUAGUAAAAAAAUAUUAUGGCCUUUUUUUCUGUGUACAACUUUUCUACCAGCAAUUUCGCUCCGAUUUACAAUAAUAACAAUUUUUCUGAAAGUAAAUCUAACUUGAAAGGCUAUUUAAGAAGGUCAUUUUUCGAUUUUGCUAAGAGUUUUCUUAGCAAAUGUGAUAAUCAAGAAAGAAACACGGAAAAAUCGAUAUAAUAUUAAACAAAUAUUAAAGAAAAUAUAUAAUGCCUAUUUAAUUAUUUUAUUAUAAUAUGACUUAUAUACUUUUGACAAAGCAUCACUAUCAACUGAACUAUGCCCAGAAUCGUUUUUUCGUUAGCAAUGGUUUAUCGUUGCUUACAGAUAUACAUUAAAUUACUUAUAACAGUGGCUGCACCCGAUUCCAUUAUCCUAGGAGUUUUUUUUAAAUUUUUAAACUGUGACAAAAAUGUUUACCAAAAAUUUUGCUUCGGUCUGUGUGGUGUAAUUUCGGAAAGGAAAUAUUUUCUAGAUGGUACUCAAGGAGGCAAAUUUGUUAAUUUUCCGAGGGGUUUUCUUUAUAUCUAGAAAAACCCGGGAUAAAAGCGAUAAAAGCGGGAAAUAUACAAAAUCAAUGAUUUUUAUUUUAUUUUGUUUUAAUUUUUAGCCAUUUUUGAGCUAUUUGUAGAUAUUUUAUUUGAAUUUUGUGUCAUUUAAAUUUGGUACUAUGUGGAUAAAAUUGUUAAAACUGAACAGAAAUGCUUGAAAAUUGAAUAGGAUGUUAAUUAUUAGUAGUCAUCUAUUGUCAAACAAAAAAAAAAUUCAAUUUAGUUAAAGUAUAUUUUUCUUAUUAGAAUUUUAAUAUCAAAUUUUGACAAAAAUCGUUUGAGUAAAAAAUUAUGUAGGAGAAAUCUAGUUACUGGUACAUAGAAUUUUACAUAAAAAUGUUUUCAAUAUAAUAUAUAUAUAUAUAUAUAUUUAUGUUACUAUAAUAUGACAUUUUCAAAAAAUCGUGAAAAUAAAAGACUCAAAAAAAGUUUCAACCACCAAACAUUUUCUAAACAUCUAUUUUACAAAAUGGCUGUUUUGGACUUUUAAAAAAACAUAUAUACAAUUUUAAAUUUACAUUUUAUGUUAAAGAAAUUGUUAUAUUUAAAUUGUAGCACAGAAGCAUACUAAUUAUUUUUUUAAAAAUAUAUCAAAAAUAUUGAAUUGAACAAAAGUUAUUUCAAGUAGCAGAUCAUCGUAGGAUACACUGCAAAUUGUUGAAAAAGCAAUACUAUAAACCAAGCUCCGCUCUGAAUCGUUUUUCGUUAGCAUUGAUUAAUUUUUGCUUACAGAUAUAUAUUAAAGUCCUUUAGGUGAUCCAUUUAAGUGGAUAUACUCAUUAUCUCGGAAAGUAUUAAGUAACCUUUUUCGGAAUUUGUUUUCUAGAACAUUUAAGAAACAAGCAGCUUUAAAAUUUUAUAUUUUUGUUAUUUUUUGCCACCCUUAUUUUUGGGAGUAAAACCACUGUCUACUUUUGAUUUUCAAAUGCAAACCUGUAUUAAAAAGUCCAUAAAUAAAUAGAGUUAUAAUUAAAAUAAAUUUUAUCUUUGACAUUUUUGUUUUCCGGCGAGCCGUUGACGAGAUAAUCCACUUUUAUGUUUGGGUUUGAGGAGAGCGGUGGUGCAUUAUUAAUACGCCGCGUGCGAGCCACCACAUAAAUUGAUGCUCUACGUGAAGUAAACUUGAAAAAACAAAAAUAAUAAAUAACCGAAUGUUUAUAAACCAAUAACUUCAAUUAUAUUUACGUGAACAAAAAAAUGAUCAUGUUACGAUACAGAUAAAUGUGUUGGACAAUUUUGAUCACUAUUAUAAAUACACAUAGAGUAAUUUAGGUGAAACGGUUUUUUGUAAAAACUUUUGUUUUUUUUUAGUGAUUAUAACACGGGGACUACUUGUAUAUUAUGUAACAAAUUUGAUAAUUUUUGUGUUACUAAACGUCGUAGCUUCGCAGGUAUGUACCUGUUUUAUAACUCGCGGUGAAUUAUGAAUCAAUGAUUUAAAUGAAGAUAAAAAUGAGUUAAUCAUUCUCGGUUACUGAAUCUGAAUCAAUUUGUUCGUUUGAGUGAUUUUGAUCAAGUUGUUCACGAACGACUUAUUGUCAGAAUGAGAUAAAAUACCUCAAUUUCAAUUAUAUUGUGUGCACAUGUUUUUUGAAUUUUAAGUUGUUUUUAAGUGCACAUAUUUAUUUAAUAAUGAGUCAAUUAAAAUUUGUUGAUUCAAAUCGAGGAAAAGCUGCGGCCAUUUUCUAAAUAUUUGUUUAUACUGAAAGAAAAACUCUGAACAAUUGUAUAGUUACAUUUAUGUGUGGACAACACAUACAUCUCCAAUUGACGGUUUCGGAGGUUGAAAAACACAAAGUCAAAUUAAAAUUAAAAUGUGUCAUUUUUGGAAAUAACCGAUUUAAUUAAAUACACGAGAUUUUCAGAUUUUCCCUUUUAGAUUUUCAAAAACUCACACUGCCCUCUUUCCUAAUAAAUUGAAAAAAAAUUAUAGUUUAGAUUUUAUAAUCAGCCAUUUAAUUAAAGUGAAAAAUAAAUAUUGUCUUAAUAUUUUGUGCUCGGACAUUUUAUUAUAAUUACGAAUAAGUAAAACUAACGUAUAACUGAUAUAAGCACACUAAAUUAUAACUUCAUGUAGGUACCAAAUGAAGCUCUUUGGCAAUUUUACUGUACUCAUCUUUCAAUGUAGAAAGUAUGACAUUUUUAUAAAUUAUAAUUAAUAAUUUAAUUAAAUUAAUUUUUUAAAUUAAAUAUUUUAUUCUGUAUACUUAGGUAAUGGAAACGUUGAAAGAAAUACAGUCAGAGAUAUAUGUUAAAAUUAAAGAUAUUUCUAGUGGUAUCCAUCAUUGACAACGUCCUUAUGAACGUUAACAAAUUGAAUAUACUCAAAACCAUUGUCUCAAGUAUACCACCGGUGAAAUAAACAGGUUCUAUUUUGUAAAAAUUAUGGGGCAUUAUAAUAUACCAACUAUAAAUGUACCAUAAUAUUAUUUUUAGUGCUUAAUUUACUUAUUUAUUUAAUUAAUUCAUUUUUACUCAAAUAGUCAAAUCAAAUGAACUUUAAAUAUUUAUUUAACAAAAACUUGUCCCUAUAUGUUAUUUUACAUCCUUCUAUUGUUCGGUAUGUUGAUGCACAUAUGAUGUAUGAUUUUUUCAUGCAGGUAAACACACAAUAUGCAAAAGAUAAUCAGUAGUUGAUGGGCAAACGAUGAACGAUAUUUUAGCACAGGUAAACAGACGAUGCGCAAAUGCUUUAGACCCUCCCGCAGUGCCGUUCUGUGGCAAUAAGUAGAGUGACGUUUUUCGGUUUACUAUAAUAAUAUAGUUGAUCUCGCACGUGUGCCAAAUAAUAAUAAUUGGCACGCUACCUGUUUUGACGACCUCUGAAGAAUACCUUGAAAAAAAAUACGUAUACAGUCUUAUAUUUGAACUCGACGUAGAUACAUCUAUAAUGAUAAUACAAUUAAUAUACACACAAGUGGAUCAAAAAAAUUGUUUGGGUGGUCGAAUUGUUUUUUUUAUAUGACUGCUGCAGGUGGUCGACAGUCGCUAACUACUCGUUUUGCCAAGGAGUACUGUAUACCAAGUGAUCCAUUUAUAAGUGGGUACACUUAUUAUCUCAAAAAGUAUUACAUUUUUUCGGAAUUUGUUUUCUAGAACAUUUAAAAAACAAGCAGCUCUACAAUUUUAUAUCUAUGUUAUUUUUUGUCACCUUUAUUUUUGGGGGUGAAACGACUACCUACUUUUGAUUUUCAAAUAGCAACCUAUAUUAAAAAUAUCAUAAGUUGAUGGAGUAUUAGUUAAAGUAAAUCUGAGUGUUGACAUUUUUGAUUUUCGUCGAGCCGUUGACGAAAUAUUCCACUUUUAAGUUUUGGUUGGAGGAGAGUAAUGAUGCAUUGUUUUAAUACGCCGCGAGCCGUACCGCUACACAAAUGAUACUCCACUACUUUCCUACAAUCUAAACUUAAAAAGUGGAGUAUCUCGUCAACGGAUCUACGGAAAUCAACACCCAGAUUUAUUUUAACUAAUACUCCAUCUAUUUAUGAGGUGAGCACACUUAGUGAUUCAUCCUGUAUAUGUAUUAUUUUUUAAUUUGUAAAACUGUUUGUUGCCGCUUGAUUUGUGAAUGAGACGAACAUUCUCAAAUAAUUUUAAACUAAACCCACUUUUAAUUUUUUAACCACAUUAUAUGAAAAUGUACAAUAUUGGUGUAGUAAAGGUCACUAUAUUAUAGUUGGUAUACAAACUAACUACGCAUUUAUUUAAUAUUAUAUUAAGUCCUGAUAAUCGAGUUAAGUGAAUUAUUAUUUUACCUAAAAACAUACCUACUAUAUUAAAGUCAUUUUUUUUUGUACAUUUUACUCUAAUAUAAAAUUGUAGUUAUUACAUUUUCCCUCUUGUGUAUAAUUAGCAUAGGUAAUUUAAACGGACGUUACAUGAACAAUAAAAUAUUUUUAAAGGAGAGUCAAAAGGGAGUAAAAAUUAUUUUAUAAUUAUAAUGGUUAUUAUUUUUUUUAGAAUUGAGAGAAAAAAGUUUAAUUGAAAAUUAUUUGAAAAAUAUAUUAUUUAAAUGUACGCAUAUUUAUUAAUUAAACCGUGAAGAAAACUUACACCACUUACCUUAAACUAACCACGUUUAAUUUUGAUCGCGGAUUGGUUUUACCUCAUAUAAGAAAAAAAAUAUAAUGUGCAAAACACGUUCAGAUAUAUUGUAGAGAAAAAUAAGAAAUUUCGUUGUGCGCGAAUCCGGAUAUCGUAUUUCUUAUAUCCUUUGCCCGGAUUUGCACAGAUAAACGCGUGCUUGUCCUUUGAUUUUAAAUCAACACAACAGCAAAAACUAUUGAUUGUUUUUUUUUUUUUUUUUAUCGAUUUUUUUUAUUAUUUCGCGUAACGCGUUAUUAUUUCCGAAUAAUGGUGUUGUUGUAGUGGCGCGUAUAAUGUAUAAUAAUUUGAUUGAAUGUUAUUAUAGCUUCCAUAAUAAUAUACAUAUAAUUUAUAAGCUUAUAGCGAAUCAAGCGAGUCGAAUUAGUUAAAAAUGUAUGUGAUGUUUUUAAUCCGCCGAUGAAAAUGUUGUUUUGUAUAAAAAUAAAAAAACUUGAAAAACUAAAACCCAGCGUCACAGUCAGUACACCUGUAAUAAAUUUAAAAUACGUUAACUCACAUACUGCACACAAAUUACGUUACUUUAAGCAUUUCGUAUACAAUCGUGUUUUGUUAAAUGUGUUUAUUAUUUUUUUUCCAAUUUUUGAUACAUUUUUCCGGUAAAUUAAUAUUUGCACUGUAUUAUGUUUUAAACACUUUUAAACUGAUAUAGUAUAGAAGGGCCUUUGGACCCAGUACAAAGUUCAAACUAUGAAAUAAAAGUUAUACUCAUAUGAGCAUUGAAUUGAUAUAUAAGUUGGGUUGAAUUACACCAUGUUAUUAUGAGGGGGUUAGUUUUAUUUAUAUUAGCUUUCACACCAUAAUUAAUCCCUUAAAAGAAGCCAGAGAGAUGACAAUUUGUUAGUUCAAGGUGUUAGUAUUGAAAUGACGUGCUUUUUAAGAAAUUAAACAUUCAACUUCACACCUACCAUUUUAUAAUCAAAUUUCACUGUUUUUUGGAAGUAUUAUUAGAUAAUAUAUUAGAUAAUAAGUAGUCUGGUGAUAUGUACUUGUUGACAUCACAGGGGUUGCAAGUUAAAACCAGAGUUCCGAAAACAUUUUUUCGCGAUACUACUUUGGGUAUAUAACAGAAAAAAAACAAAUUAAUUUCGUUUCAAAAAAUAUAAUUUAGUAAUGUAGGUUUUUUUUUUAAAAUUUUAAAAUCAAAUUUUGACAAAAAUCGUAAAUAAUACGGCCUUUCAAAUUAUGUCUAACCGAACUUCGCUCUAAAUCGUUUUUCGUUAUUAAUGGUCUAUCAUUGGUUACAAAUGUAAAUUAAAUAACUUUGUGUAUCCCACCUUCCUUACUUUCCUCCACCUAUAAAAGUGGCUACACCCGUCCCCAGUAUUGGCUCUUUUUUUUUUUUUAAUUAACUUCUAUGAGCUUAAUAUUAUUUAACAAUAAUGUUACCCCUAAUACCUACAAUUAGUUUUUAAGGUGUAAAUUGAGUUUUAACAUUGUUUUCAAAAAACAAUAAUACAUAGAAUACAAAUAUAUUUACACCGAAUGGUUUUGAUUUUGGAGAAUAAAAUAUUUUACCCUCUAGUUUUUACCCAGAUACACUACUGAUUGGGUCACAGUACAUCAAAAUAUUAUUAUAUUGUAUAUAAUAUAGGUAUGUACAUACAAUUCAUUAAAUAUUUGCCAACUAUAAGUAUACUGAAUUUUUCUGAAUUAAAUAACUUAAUCAAAAAGAAAGAAAAGCCCGUAAUCAGAAACCAACAAAAAGUAAUGAUACAAAUAUAAUGUUAUUAUAUGGGAUUUAAAAUUGUACAGAAAAACUAUUGAAAAUUCGAGAAAAAUUCGGAUGUUUUGAUGUGCGCCAUGAAAAAAAUCUUUUACUAACCGAAAAAAAAAUAUGUAUUUUUAAACUACUUAUAUAACGUUUUUAAUAUACCUUAAUCUAAAAUUACGCCUUUAUAACGAUGAUCAGUAUUACAUAUAAUUAUACUAAAAUUAGUAUUAUUUGUUUAAAGACAGUUGUGCAUUCGGAUCGACCAAAUACUUUUUACUCUGCGGACUCGGUGGUUUCGUAUCAUGUGGUGUGACCCAUUGUAUGGUCACUCCGUUAGAUUUGGUCAAAUGCCGUUUACAAGUUGACCAAGCCAAAUACAAGAAUGUUAUACAAGGUUUUAAAGUGAGUAUGUGAACACCAAUUGCAAUUGCAAUAUUAGCUGUAUCACACGGUCCGUAAGGAUUUUUUUUAAAUUUUUAAAUUUUUAUCACUUACCGUAUAUAUGAAAAUGUACAAAUGAACUUGAUGUUUCUUCUAUCACAGUAUUAUGUAACUAUAUCUUUUAAGGAUACUUGAUAUUUUUACUGUUUUUAAAAUUUUUUCGCUAUUCCGUACUUUGCGAGUAAAUAAUUACUGUUUGAGUCUGAGAUUAAAAAAGAGAAUCGAUAUAUAGAUAUGCUUAUGAUAUGCUUAUAGAUAUACAAUGCACUUAAUAAAUGUUUAUUGUUUGAAUUUGACAACGGAAUUUCGAAAAUUAAAAAAUAGAUAAUAAUUAAAUAUAGUAAAUAAAUAAAUAAAUAUUUAUAUAUAAAAAUAAAAAAAAUUAAUUAAUAAACGUUUCACCUGGAGUAUUAUGAUAAGUAUAUUAUAAGACCGGGUUCGAAUUGAAAAUUCAUCAACAUGUAUAUCACAGUCAGGGGCUUACCUAGCGGGAGGGGGUAGGGAGGUCAUAAUACCCCCUUAAUAAUUGUUUUUUUAACUUUUCAAUUAGCCAUUUUACAUUUAUCAAAAACUAAAUAACUGUACAUAAUGGCCAACUGAUAAUUUGUAUAGGAUUGUGAUAGUGAUGUUGAUUAGAAUUACCUAUUAUUGGAAAAAUAAAUUGUAAACUGUAAUCAGUUGGUCAGUAAUAAUAAGAGGGAUAUACAGUGGUGAGGAAGAUUAUAAAUCCUAAUGUUAAUUGUAACCGAUACUAUACAUAGCCAACCGAACGUGGUUACUAGUUAACUUGAUGUCUUCUACCUAAAUUUCCCUAUUUUACCUCCUUAGGGGUUGAAUUUUCAAAAAUAUCCUUAAUUAGCGGAUGCUUACGUCAUAAUAACUAUCUGUGCCAAAUUUCGGACCUAUCCGUCGAGUGGUUUGGGCUAGGCGAUGAUGAAUCAGUCAGUCAGGACAUGUUAUUUUUUAUAUACGUAUAGAUAAUAAAUCAUACUUCGUAAUAUUAAUAGUAAUAUUUAAUUAUUUAUUUUGUCUAAUUUGAUAAUUUGAAAAUUACUUUACCAUUGGCCAUUGAUUACCAAUCUAUUAUGCCGCUUAUCGUGUACAACACCUAUAACCGUUGGGCUGCACUCGAAUUGCAUACCACCUCUUAUAGAGGUCUGUCCGAAUUGCGUGCCGUGUAUAAUUAAUAAUAAUAAAAUAAAUAAUAACAAUAAAAAUAAAGUGGCAUUUUCCCUAUCACUUUUACAGACUUAGGACUGAUAGUAGAAAUUAAUUAUUGUUAAACUAGUGUGGUUAAAAAUGUUUUAUUUUUUAAAUUUAAAAAUAUUGUUAAUUAUUUUGAUGUUAUUUUACUUUUUUAAAAUAUUUAUACGUAUAAUAUCGUCAAUAUAUUAAAAUCUAAUGUCUUAUGUACCUAUUUAUUAUGUGUCAUGUGUUAUGAUGUUAUAUUUAUUUUGUUUUAGGCAAGAAAAGUUAUCAUAUAUGGCGAUAUAUGAUAACUUUUCUAUAUACAUUUUUUUAUUAAUCCCUUUUUUUUUGAAAUUGCGUUAUCACUGAACUUAUAAAUUAUUAUUUUUCUAAUAUGUCUCGACAACUUUUAUUUAAAUUGGAAGAAUGUAUUUUUACAUAUAUAUCACAUUGUACUUGCUUUAAGACAUCGACUAGUUGAAAUAUAUUAAAACUUGGAGAGUAAAACAUACUAUCCAGUUUGGAAUGGAAUAGAUUCACAAACAUUGAUUGUACGCAUAGUAGAAUUAGAAAAUUCAGCCCAAAUAGAUGGCGGAAAUAAACUGUUGGCCAUUACAUAAGUUUCUAUGAAAUAAUCACAUAACGCAUGUAUGCAUGAUCAUCGUUGGGUUGAAUUGCCAUCAGGUCGUUUGUAAAAUAGUCAUCUACAUCAUUUGGAUUUAAGAAUGACAGUCCAAAAAAUAAUUUUAAAAACAUUCCUAUUUCUGUUUUCUUUUUAAAAUAUGUACAUAAAUCUACUGAUUGGAUUUUCCUCCAUAUACUCUGUCCUAAGUGAAAACGACAUCCUUUUCUUAUUGCAUUUGGAAAAACAACUAUCAGUGCAAAAUGAAUAGCUAGUUCAAAGUCAGCGUAUAUUUUUUUUGACGAUAAAUUUAAGCUCAAAUCGUUCAUCUUUAUUAAUAAAUUAGUCAAAGCAUCUACAAAAAUUUCUUUUGUUUUGCCCAUUAGUAAAAAAAAAAUUAGUGAAGUAUAGUUAUGAUUUCUAACACCGUGGAUUGUGAAUAAUCGGUAAAACAUUUUAGGACAACUUUUAAAUGUACCGUCAACAAAAGAAAUUUCACAUUCACUUAAAUAUUUUUAAUUUGAUUGUGUUGUAAAAGCUACAAUAUUUUUUUCAUAGUUAUUAAUAAAUAAAAAUCCUUCGUCUCGAUUAGUUUUGAUGUUCAAAUUAUCUAAAGCUGUAUGUAAAUCAAUCAUAGUACCUGGCAGAUUGGGAUAAAUGCUUAAUCGGAUGUAAUGUAAAUUGUUUCGAACACGUUUAGUGUCAUUUGUGGUCUACGUGCUAAUAUAUCCCUUUAAUAGUUCACUAUGUAGUAUUUUACUAGGUUUUUCAAAAGGCUAAAGCUCUAAAGAUCGUCUUAAGCUUUACGUUUUAAAUUAUUACAUACCUAUUGUCUGUUUAAUUUUUUUUGUCAUCUUUGUUAUGAUUAUGAUCCACAUUUCUGAAUAUAACUUCAUGUUCACUGUUUAAUUUGAUGUAAACCUUACACGAUCGUUUACUGCAAUCUCACCUUUCAAUCAUUUCAAUCAUUACAUUAUAAUUUUUGAAAAUAAAAUUUAAAAUCAUCUAUUAGAACUAGCUUUUUGAUUCUUUCACUGAGCAUAAUAUUUUCAACUAAUGGUUCCAUGUUAACAUGUUCCAAUGAGUACUAAUAUUAUGAAACUUAGAAAACCUCGAUAAGAAAUGGCAUACAAUUCGGACGUUUACAUUUAUUAUUUUGGCAUGCAACCUAACCACUGAACAAUUUUGUAGAUAUAGUGUCCAAUAGUUAAUAUAUUAUAUUCAGGGGCGUAUCGAGGAGGUUUUUUUUUUAGUGGUACACACAAUUAGCUAUUGCUAUUUUACUAUGAAAACAUAUUACUGUGCCAUUUUAAAAAUAAAUAUUUUAUUAUAAUAAAUUGUAAUUGUAUACCUGAAGAUUGAAAAUCAAUAAUAUUUAAAAUUAUUCCUACAGGACCUAGCGUCAUCUAUAAGGGCAUAAAAUUAUAUAUUUUAUUAUUAAGUAUUUAUUAUUUUAUUGCACAUUUUUAUAUAAUUAAUGGUAAUGGAUAUAAUUAAAAUGUAUUAGUAUUAUAGCUUGAAUUUUUAAUUUACUUAUAUAAUUAAAACAUUUUAAUAAUAUAACGAUGAAAUGGUUCCGACAAAAUAACAAAUACAAGUUAUCCCGGAUCAAUUUUUAGAGUUGACCAAAUUACUAACUUUAGCCUCCCAAUAAAAAACUUCUCGGUAUGCCUCUGAUCAAAGUCCACAAUUAAAAUGCUACUGAAUAUAAACAAUUAAAUGAUGGAAUAUACAGAAAAAAAAGGCGUCCUAGGAUAAUGGAGACGGGUGCAGCCACUGUUAUAGGUAAUUUAAUUUAUAUCUGUAAGCAUAAACCAUUGCUAACGAAAAAACGAUUUUGAGCGCAGUUCAGUUGAUAGUGAUACUUUGUCAUCAAAAUAUAUGUCAUAUUAUGGUAAAAUAAUUAAAUAGGCAUUAUAUAUUUUUUUUAAAAAUAUUUAUUUAUUAUUGUACCAAUUUUCCCGGUUUUCGUAUGUUUUUUCCAGUUUUUCACAUUUGCUGACUUUUGGCAAAAUCGAAAAAUGACCUUCCCAGUCAAAUUUACUUUCAGAAAAAUUGCUAUCAUUUUUUAAUGAAUUAUAAAUUUCUGCGAAAUUGCUGGUAGAAAAGUUGUACACGGAAAGAAAUGGCCAUAAUAUUUUUUUAUUACUAUGUACAUUUUGUACAUUUUCCAUUUUCCGAAUUUUAUCCAGGUUUUUUCCAGAUAUUAUGGAAACCGCUUAAAAAUCAAAACAUUUUCUCCCUUAACUACCAUGGAGAUAAUAUUUUCUUUUAGGAAAUAACCUACACUUGAUAUAUCAGAGCAAGAUUUCCGGUAUAAAAGUGUGCACAACAAAUCGAGGGGUAUUUUGCUAAUAAAAUAGUCCGAGGGAGCAAUUGCUUGGGUCUCUAAGUACAUCCAAAAUGCAUUUGUGCAAAUGUAAAUUUUUUUUGUACACAGUAUAAAAAAAAAAAAAAAUAUUAUCUUAGUAAAACCAAUACAUUCUUCACUACACUCACAAUCUAAAAUUAUACGAAUUGGUCGUUUUACAUAGAAAUAAUUUAUAAUAUAAAUCAUUUGGUUAAUAUUUAUUAUCUAAAAUGUAUUGAUAUAAGAUAUUAUUAUUAAUAUUACUUUACGAGUAUUAACUAUUUUAAUAAUUUUGUUUUUACUUUAUUAUUUUAUUAAACAAUAAUUAUUAGGAUAAGAUAUACAAAGUAGUGAUAAAAAUUGAACAUAGUUCAAUUAAACUCUACAGUACAUGACUGCGACUGCAAUAACUGAAAAAAUAUCGGCUGUGAUAUCAAAUUCACUUAAAAUCUUUGCGUUUAGAUAAAUUAUUAACUAUAUCGACAAACAUAUAAGUGUACAGUUAUAAAAUAAUAAUAAUAAUUAAGAACUAUAUGGCAUGUGUUUUAGAUAACGUUUAAAGAAGAUGGCAGCAAAGGUUUAGUCAAAGGAUGGGCACCGACUUUCUUAGGGUAUGCCGCUCAGGUGAGUGUAAAACCCAACAUAACCCGCAGUGGUAGCGAAAUAUUCUUAUAUUUUUUUUAAUUGACAUUUUUCAGCCCUCCAGUGAUUUGUUUUUGUUUUCGCACUCUCUUAAAAAAUAUAUCUAACACUUUAAAAUUGUACAGUUAUUCUUGUUAAAUCAGAGCCGCUUCCACCAUAUUCUUCAGUAUCCAUUUAGUUGUGUGUCUGAUUAAAAGCCAUGCACAUUUAUUUUUUUAGGGUAUGUGCAAAUUCGGUCUAUACGAAGUAUUUAAAGUAAAAUAUUCGGAAAUGCUUGGCGAAGAGAACUCGUACGUUUAUAGGACGGCACUGUACUUGGCCGCGUCUGCGUCCGCUGAAUUUUUCGCCGAUAUUGCUCUCAGCCCGAUGGAAGCCGCCAAAGUAAGUUAUGCACAAAAUAGUAUUAAUAACUUCCACAGAAAGUUGUUGUAUGGUGAAAAUAAACUCAAGUUACAUUUUUUUUCACGGGAAAAACCAUUUUAUUAUAACAAUUUAUUAUGAUUAGCUAUUAUUAAUUAUUAGAGCCCGGAUUUAUAUGCAUUUGCAUGUUUGUACUAAGUGUAUGCACGUCUAUGGGGGUUUAAAAUGUCCACGGAUCAUAUCACACCGAAUUUAAACUCCAAAUUUUAUAUUGCAUAUUUUGCAUAUUUCGGGUUAUUGCAUAUUUGUUCAUAAAUGCAUAUAACAUGAAUAUUUAAUGGGUUUUUAAUAAAUUAACUAUUAAUAAACAAACACUCGCGUCUCAGCUUAUUAUGUCGAUAUCAUUCUAUAAAUAAUCACAUUGUGUUUUCGCGUAGCAUUAUGUAAGCUAUAUUUAUAAAUCUUAUUUAGUUACCUUAUUUAAUUAGACCGGUACCUAAUAAUAGCCACCACCCGGCACGAUGGCAAUUAAUUAAUAUUUAAUACGCAGUCAUCGACCAUCGUUCGUUGUAUAUGCGUUUGUCCGCGGUAGUGUUUGUUUAGCCCGUUUGAAAAAAAAAGACAAAAUGCCAAAAACUAAGUCUAAUUUGGGUUCAUCCAUAACUCGAUGGGUUGAGCCUUACAAUCGCGACAAAACUGUGUUUACCACUAGUGGAUUAGUAGUUUAUUGUCAAGUUUGUGAUCGUCAGGUGCGUUGUAACAAAAAAUUUCAAAUAACGUGACAUGUAACUACCGAGUUUCAUUUGAAAUGUUUGAAAAAAAGUUCUAACAACAGUAAACAAAUGUUGUUGGGAGAUGAAACCAAACCAAAAACAUCAAGUUUUAAUGAAGAUCUGUGUUUGAGCCUCGUAGCUGCAAAUAUACCUUGGUUUAAACUACAAAAUCCAGUCUUCCGCGAUUUUUUACAAAAUUAUACAAAAAAACACAUUCCUGAUGAAANCAAACCAUUUUUAAUUUCAUGUAAAAAAUUAGAUAAAACUAAUCAUUCGACGAUUCUCGCUUUGUAAAUGACAGCCUAAGAAUAUUGUGGCCUCAUGGUGGGAAUGAUGAAAAAGUAUUACUUUUAUGUUCCGAUGCAGCGCCAUAUAUGAUCAAAGCUGGUAAAACACUAAACGUAUUUUUUCCUAAUAUGAUACACAUUUCAUGUCUUGCUCACAUGAUCCAACGUCUAGCAGAAAAAGUUAGAGAAAUGUACCCCAAUGUAAAUACUUUGGUAAGUAAUUUCAAAAAAGUAUUUCUUAAAGCACCUCAGAGAGUAGAUGUAUACAAAGAAAUAAUGCCCAGUGUGCCCUUGCCGCCAGAACCAGUACUAACCAGAUGGGGGACAUGGGUUGAAGCAGCUAAUUUUUGUGCAGAUCAUUUUGAUAAUCUUAAAAUAAUUUUACAAAAACUAGAAGAUAAAAAUGUUGUUAGUAUACAAAAAUGUAUUAAUAUGCUAAGUCUGGAAUCUGUUAAAAGUGACCUUACAUUUAUUCAAUCUCAUUUUUUUAUACUAGUAAAAAGUAUAAAAAAUUUGGAACAUUCUAGUUUAACUUUGUCUGAUUCUACUCAAAUUGUAAAUAAUGUUAUUUUGGCGAUGGAAAAAGUACCAGGACAAAAAGGAAAAAUAAUUCAAGAAAAAUUGUUUUAUUUAAUUGAAAAAAAUGUUGGAUUCCAAACCGCGAAGCAGAUAACAGCAAUUUUGUCAGGGAAAGAAAACAGUAUCAUGCCACCAAACUUAACUCCUUCUAUGUGUUCAUGUAUGAAGUUUGCACCUAUAACUUCGGUGGAUGUUGAAAGGUCGUUUAGUACAUAUAAAUCAAUUCUAACUGAAAAAAGAACUUCAAUGACACCAGAAAAUAUGGAAAAAUAUAUUAUUGUCCGUUGUUAUGAAAAUUAUUAAAAGAACCUAUUUUAAUAUUUUAAUUAUAUUGUUCUGAAGUUUUAAAAUGUAUACCUAUUAUUAUUUAUUAAUUUUUAAAAAUAUUUGUAUUUUUUUUUAAGUUUUCUAUUAUUUUUUAGAGUAAUUUCAAUUGAUUUAUUAUAUAGCAGUGGAUAUUUUUUUUUUUUUUGUUUUUGAUAAAAUACACAGAAUUUUCUUUGGUGUAAAAAUGUGUUUUUUUAAAAAUAAACUCAUUUUAUAAAGUUUAACAUAAUGCAUACAAUUGCAUUUUUAGCCACUUUUCCUUUGCAUAUUUGCAUCAUAUUUGACACUUUUUAAAUGCAUAUAAAUCCGGGAUCUAUUAAUUAUACAUAUAACAAUAUUAUAAUUAUUAUUAUUGUCAAUAUUAUUAAAACCAUUGUGUACAAAAAUGACUUACGUAACAAACUCUUGCCGAAUAUUUAGCACAUCAUGAAAUUUUACUAGUGUCUUAAGCAACUUAAGGAAAUAUUUUUUAAUAUUUUGUUAAAUAAAUUACCUUUUUUGUGUUAGGUUCAUACAAUUGUUCAAACCUUUUUUAGAUUCUUCUUUACUUUUAAUAAAGUUCUCUUUAAUGAUGUCGUAAUGUACAUUUUCUAUGUGUUUAUCACAGUUUUUCGCAUGUUUGCUAAUUUUUGCUUUGCAAUCGUUUAUUUAACAUACAUAGUUAUUAAUAGAAUAAACCAAUGUAGAAAAGUUACGUAUCAAACUAUUUUUUUGGCUUUGGCAUUAUUCAAUGAUAAAUAAAAGUUAAAGAACAAUUAAUUAAAAUAUUAUAAAAUUAAAGGUUGAAAAAAAAUAUGAUCAUAGGUAUUUGAAAUUUGAAAAUCAUAAGUUGUGCAGUUGUUUUAUCGCAUUUUUACUAUCAAACAAAAUAAAGCAUACAGUGUCGCAAAAAAGUAAAAAGUUGACAUUAACUCAGAAAACCAAUGUAAAUUGACGUGUCACAUAGUUAUAUUAUUAUAUUGUUUUUUUCUUUCGGUUACGAUUAAACUGAUAUUAUUAGUAUAGAUUUUGUUUAAUUAUAUUCUAACAUUAUAAUUUUUGUUCAGGUAAGUAUAGGUUUCGAUUUUUGGUUUUUGUAACGGUUAAUUCAGAUUAUACCGAUUACGUUACAUUUGAGUUCAAAGCCCUGAUUAUUAAUUUUUGCAAACUAUAUAUUCUAUCUGAAAUAUUUCUCUAAUCAAAUAAUAAUAUAACAUCAAAUUUGUUACUUUUAAUAUAUAGCCAUCAACAGAGAAAACCAAUUUUUAAUACCUAAAUUAGUUUUCAAAAUAAGAAUAGCAUUUUCAGAAAAUAUUGUCUUAUUUUUGUGUAAGAAAGUCGUUGUAUAAUUUUUUUGUAUGAUUUUUCUAACAAUUAAGAAAAAAUGGGGUGAAAACGUAGGAAAUACGGCAUUUGGAUUUGUUGUUAUUCGGUUAAAAGUUAUUGUAGAGACCUGUAAUUUUUCAAAAUAUUCUAGAAAUGUUUUAGUCUAUUUAUAGGUAUUUAAUAUUUUCGUGUUUUUAUGUUUUUUUAUUUGGUAGAUUUAUGUUAUUAAAGUUAUAGUGGUAUAACUUUAAGUCGUUAAGAAAAAUGUUUGAAAAUAUAAUAUAAGGUACAUUAUAAGUUGUACUUAGUGGUCUAAAAAAACAAUUUUGAUCUUCCAAGGAGUUUUCAUAAUAAUUUGGACAUCCAAAAAAGAUUAAAUAAUAAUAAAGACGAAUCAAUUUAAUGCUUUCAUUAUUUUUAAUUUUUACUGCUAAUGUUUUUUACUAUAAAUAUUGCUUUUUUUAUUAAAUCUUUCAUGUAUUUGAGCAUGUAUGAGCAUGUAGGUAAUUCGUUUUUGAUUUUUUAAAUAGUUUUCAUAAUAAUUAAGAAAAACCGAGAAAAUACGAAAAAUGGAAAUUGAUGAACUUACAGCUCGGCGUUAGGAUUCCAUUAUUUAAAUUUUUUCGGCUUAUGUAUACUACAUGUACAUUUCUACAAUAAAAAUACAUCAUAAGACCUAUUUUAUUGAAUUUUUAAUCUAGUUGGUAAUCAAGUUGAUUUAUUUUCCUUAUAGUUUUUUUUUUAAUGAUCGAGCAAAACCGAAAAAAAAAUCCAUAGAUAGAACAGAAAAAUAAUGCUUUUUUUAUUUCAAUUUUGUGUUUUUUGUAAUUCAAGUUAAUAUUAGUGCGGCAGCGCAAGGUUUUGCGGGACUCUGGGCAAUGUUUUGGUGUAAUUAAUGAUUAUAUACCUGUACAAUAAUAAACCGCAGGGCCCAAUCAAACCAAAACCAGCGUGGAGCCAUGAACUUAUGUCCCAUUUGUCUUGCCUUAGCGCUUACGCUGGAUAUUUUUGCAGAAAACUUAAAUUUACUUUUUCUAGGCGUAAUAAAACUUUCAGAACAUUUGCAAAUUUGUUGAGCUAUUUACCACUAUUCUAAAACCUAAACUUAAAAGUAAAAUAUGUCAAUGGCUUGACAGAAAUCGAAAAUUUCAACACUAAUCUGGAAUAAGUUAAUACUUCCGAGAUGAUGAGUGUACCCACUUAAAUGGAUUACCUGGUAUAGACAUUUUAAUUUUGCGAGUUUUAUAUGUAAUCUUUAUUUGGUAGGUACUGUGUAGAUAAAUUGGUAGACUUAACAGAAAUGUUUGAAAAUUUAACAAGAGGUUCAUUAAAAAUAUACUUUGUGUACACAAAAAAAAAAUUAGUUUAAUAUAGUAUUUUUGUUUUUCAUAUAAGUUUUAAAAUCAAAUUUUGACGAAUAUCCUAAAUAUUACUGCCUUUUAAAACAUGUACAACCAAACUUCACUCCGAAUCGUUUUUCGUUAAAUAAAUUUAUAUAUCCUACCUCCUCGACUUCAUACCUAUAACAGUGGUGCACUCGUCCCUAGUGGCCUGGUUUUAGCUCUUAUUAUUAUUAUAAUUUUGUUAUUUUGAUAUAGGUCAGAAUCCAAACUCAACCAGGUUUUGCUAAUACUUUAAGGGAAGCCUUACCCAAAAUACACCAAUCCGAAGGAUUAAACGGAUUUUACAAAAGCUUGGUUCCACUUUGGAUGAGACAGAUACCUUACACGAUGAUGAAAUUCGCCUGUUUCGAAAAAACUAUCGAGUUGCUGUACAAGUACGUAGAAAUGGUUUUUAUAGAAUUCAGUAGUACUAAUAUUUUUAGAAAAUAUUUUCACUUUGAAUGAGAGUUAAAAAAUUUAGUUUGCUUUAUUUGAAAAUUCAUAUUUUAUACAUGUUCAUGGUAUACACUAUAAGCGGACUGCGAUAACAAUUUAUAAUUUAUUUAAAAUAUUGUUAUAUUAAGUUUGUUAAUAAAAACUGGUAUUUCUUACGAUUAUUAAACAAAUGUAGAUAGUAUUUAUAAAAACAUUGUACUCCUUAAAUGUUUCAUUUAACGCCAAUACACAACGAAAUAGUGAGAUGUAAUCGUCUCAGUUCUCAUCAAAAUAUUUUCAAAUUUUAAAAUAUACGUAACAUCCCGGCGUAGGGAAAGUGGCACGCCCAUCGUCCAGUGCACUCAUAAGUACACUGCAAUAGCCCUACCAUGACCUUGAGUGGUUGUGGUAGUCUGGUCCUCCAGGUUAUACGCAGGGCUAACAACCCUGCCAUGUGAAACCAACCUUGUUCAGGAUACAACAAUAAACUUGCCUCGGAUAUGUGGAGCUUUGGAGAACAAGACUAGAAAACGGAAACCUGACUUAUCUUUUGGAACUUGGAACGUUCGCAUACUUUUCAAACCGGGAGCAGCACAAUGCUUAGUCGAAGAAAUCAGGAGAUAUAAUUUAGGAGUGAUAGCCUUGCAGGAGAUUAGGUGGAAUGACAAAGGUACCUUGGAUCUUCAAGACACGACUAUAUUCUACGGAGAAUGUAUUGAUCGAAGACAAUUUGGAACGGGUUUUGCUAUACACAAAAGUAUAGUUCCUUUGGUAACAGAAUUUAAAAGUACUAACCCUAGGAUAUCAACAUUGAAGAUUAAAGGGAAAUUUUUUGAUAUCACUUUCCUGAAUGGACAUGCACCUACGGAGGAAAAAACGCAAGAGGAAAACGACGAAUUCUACAAUAACUUGGAACACACGCUAAACGAAAUACCACGAAAUAGAAUUAGAAUAGUCCUAGGCGACUUCAAUACCAAGUUAGGGAAGAAGAACAUAUUUCGGUCAUCGAUUGGUAUCCAUAGCCUUCACGAUGUAACUAGUGAGAAUGGACUCAGGCUUAUAGAUGUUGCAAAUGAUGGAGGACUUAUUGUAAAGACCACGAUGUUCCCACGUAAAGAUAUUUAUAAGGGUACAUGGAAGGCACCAAAUGGUAGAUAUGUCAGUCAGAUAGAACAUGUCCUGAUAAAUACUAGGUUCAAAAACUGCGUACAUGAUGUUAAAACUGUAAGAGGUGCUGACUGUGAUUCAGACCACUACCUAGUUAAAGGAAAGCUGAAAGUAAAACUCAAGAAACUAAUCCAUAGUAGAGGAACGUAAGUAGACAGAUCUGAUGUGAAUAUGCUAAAGUACACAAAUAUAUGUGAAAUUUUCAAGCAACAAUGAACAACCUAAACAUAAAUCAAGAAGAGACAAUUGACACUAAGUGGAAAGUGUUAAAGGAUGCCAUAAAUACAGUUACAGAUACAGUAAUAGGAAAACAAAAGAUAACAAGGAAACCGUGGUUCAACGAUUUCUGCAAGGAAGAAUUUAAUAGAAGGAAAGAAGUCAGGACUCAACUGCUCAACGACCCCACUAAUAGAGAGAAAUCUGUGGUAUACAAAGAACGCUAAAAAAAAGCAAAUAAUAUAUUUAGAUAUGAAAAACGGAAAUAUACAAAAGAUGUACUAGAGGAAGCCGAGAUUGAUCAUAGAGUAAAUAAGACUAGACAACUAUACCAGAAGAUAAAUUCAAUUAGAGGAAGUUACAAAAAACAUAAUAAGUUCCUUAAAAAUGACGAUGGUUCUCUAGUAAAAGAACAGGACAAGGUGUUGGAAAAAUGGAAACACUAUUUUGGAUCAUUAAUCAAUUGUGAAUACCCAGUGGAGACAUUUGCAUGGAUGCCAACGGAACCCAAUGACACUGAAUGUCCGCCCCUGAGCAAAGAUGAAAUAAUACAACUUAACAGGCUAAAAAAUCAUAAAACUCCUGGGGAGGACGGAAUCCAAGGAGAAUUCAUAAAAAACCUAGAUGAAUUAACGAUAAAUAAAAUACAUAGUAUUGAGAGCGUUUGGCAUGAAGAAAGACUUCCGAAGGACUAGGGCACUACAUUAAUCUGUCCUAUUCAUAAAAAAAAUGAUCCACAGGAAUGCAAUAAUUAUAGGGGUAUAGCAUUACUAGAUACAACGUACAAAGUUCUAGCAUAUUGUAUACUAGAUAGAGUAAGACCCACAGCAGAGAAUUUACUAGGUGACUAUCAGGGAGGAUUUAGGCCCAAGAAUGACAUCUGAAGAUUUUUUGAACAGCUGUUGGGUUUGGUAGCACUGACUAUUCAAAAACAGGACGUAGUAGAGUUAAAACGGUAGUGGGCGUAAAUCAAGUAGAGUGUACUUUACCUGUGUUUAUCUACUCUACUCUACCGAUUGUUUUUUAUACUCUACUAGCAAUAUCUAUAAGUGUUUACAUUAGGCUAAUAACAGUCAAAUACUAACUCUACCAAAUACUCUUUCAAUGCAAAUCCGACUUAUUGGAAGGUUUUGAUUAUUUUCAAUUUUCAGUUAGAUUUUCCAACUUAACCAAAUUAGAUGAAAUAAAACUAACUGUAACCUCGUUCGUCUGCACACAGAUACGUGGUACCCAAGCCAAGGUCCGAGUGCACAAAGGGCGAACAGUUGCUGGUAACUUUCGGUGCCGGUUAUAUCGCUGGUGUGUUCUGCGCCAUCGUUUCUCAUCCGGCCGACACGCUCGUUUCCAAACUAAACCAAGCUAAGGGCGCCUCCACUGGUGAAAUUAUCAAGAAAAUUGGAUUUAUGGGUGAGAAAGUUAUCCCGAUUAUAUAUUAUAGUAUUUCCUUUGGUGCAAAUCAAAAUCGAAAUAAUAACUGACUAAACUAACUUACCCGAUUGAAAAACGAAAGAGUAAUAAUAAGUUACAUAAAAAAAAUUAGAUAAUAUUCUGUUAGUUCAUAAAUAUGUAAUAUUAAUUACGCACUGAGGUUUUUUAUUUUACAUAUCCUAUUAAUAUUAUAAAUGUGAAAGUUUAUGAGGAUGUUUGUUACUUUUUCAUGGAAAAACUACUGAACUCUCUUUGAUGUAUUUUGAUAUAGAGAUAGAUGUAACCCUGAAGAAAAAUAUAGGCUACUUUUUAUUGAAAAAAUAUUCGUAUAAUACACUAGAACACUUUUAGUCCGCGGACUGCCAACUUUCCAACUACUUUUUUUAGUUCAAUAUAUUAAUACGAACAAAGAAAAACGGAAAUAAAGGUAAAAAGAAUAAGAAAUUAACAAGGGCAACGCCGAGCACGAGGCAGCUAUAGUAAGUAUAUAAAUGCAUGUGUAAUUAUAGUAUUUGUUUCAUACUCGACAUUUUAUUGGGCUUUACAGUGGUCCAGAAUAUUUUAUUACAAGUUAGUUAAAAUCUCAAAACCAAAAAUAACUAAUGUUGUCUACUAUUUAAAAAUGUAGGUAAAUUUAAUAUUCAAAAUCAAUUUAAAUUCCAAUUUAUGUAUUCAAUUGACACAAACAAAUGGAAAUUAAAUUGUUUCAUUAACUAUUUAGUUUUUUGGCACACUGUGGGCUCAAAACUGUCGAUUCAACAGUGCAGUGUUUAUAUGAAGUGGUGAAAUUUGUAGUACCUACGAAACAAAUUAUUCUUACGCGUGUAUUUAUAAGUAUUUGUUUAAUACUCAGUCCACAGUUAAUAUUAUAUUUUUUUUAAAAUCAACCGAAUAUUAUCUAAUAAUGAUUAACUUAACUAUUACUUUUCGAAUUGUAUAAUUUUUUAGUCGGCUCGUAUAGAUUUUAAAUUUAAAUGAAUAGUUGAAAUUGUAUAAUGACAAUACCGCUAUGGUAUUACACUCGUUAUAUACGUAGGUGAUGUAAAUUCAUUCAAUUCUUUAAUUGCACAUUAUACUUACAGUAAUAUUGUUUUUUUUUACGCGUAUAAUAUUAGUAUUAAUAAUAAUUAACUAAGUUACCGACGUAAAAGGAAACACAAUAAAUAAUCAUCGUUUCCACUAAGCACGCUGCUUGUUUUGAAAAGAUUUUAUACGUCACGAAAAGUAAAAUAUUAUAGAGGACAUAGAUAUUAUACUUUAAUUUGGGAAAUAAAUAUUCAGUCAUUUUGAGUUAUUAUUAGGUAUAUUUUGUAUACUGUUUGAAAACUAAAAAGUUCAGAAUAACGCGUACAAAAUGUACAUACAACCAGGACGUUGUUAAAUAAAAUAAUAUCUGUAAACUUUGUAAACAAUUUGCAAGUUUAAUUAAAAGUAGUUACGAUUAAUUAAUAUAAUACCGUAAAAUAUUAGUAAAUCAUUACAAGUCUGGCUAAUGACCAUUGGUCGAUAUAUUACGGAUGUUAUAAAAUACGAAAAAAUAAUUUGUUCGAUUUAAAAUUGGUAAAUGUUUAACAUUUUCCUCUCCCCAAAUUAUAUUUGAAGGUUUUUGCUAUUACAUUGUAUUUUAUUUUCUGGAACUUUACUAAUUAUUAGUAAUUUUACUGUAUCUGUAUAAACAGGACUAUGGCAAGGACUUGGACCUAGAAUUGUAAUGGUCGGAACUUUGACGGCGGCUCAGUGGUUUAUCUACGAUGCGGUUAAGGUCGCUUUCAGGUUACCCAGGCCACCGCCACCAGAAAUGCCGGAGUCACUCAAGAAGAAGUUGGCGCAAUAAUAACCAACAUCGUUAUUACGAAGACCACCUCUAUUAUAGACAAUAUUAUAAAUUAUUAUUUUACAAAAUAUACUAUACUUAGUUGUUUGAAAUAAAUGUUUACUUAUUGGUUUGGGCUUAUAUUAUGGAUGUACACGUCAAUAGAAGAUUAAAAUAUUCUUAGGGUACAAUAUUUUGGCGUGUCAUAUAAU
Molecule: messenger RNA, 24855 nt
Organism: Cinara cedri
Lineage: Eukaryota; Metazoa; Arthropoda; Insecta; Hemiptera; Aphididae
Source: the annotation of a GenBank genome assembly